GGGAGCACAGUUAGUGAGCUGCAGGCAAAGGUUCCGAUGCGUCUGUUUGUAGUGCUAAGUGUUUGUGUGGCUUUGGCCUCCGCCGGAGGUUAUGGCGGUGGCGGUGGCGGCGGAGGUGGUGGUUAUGGCGGAUCUUCUGCUUCCUCAUCUGCGUCUGCAACAGCUGGAGCCGCUGGGAUUGGAGGCGGUGAUGGAGGCGGUAAAAUCGGCGGAGGUUACGGAUCCGGUGGCCUAGGAUCAGGUGGACACGGGUCUGGUGGUUUCGGCCCUGGAGGAGGGUUCGGAGGUGGCGGCUCUGGAGGUAGCGGCGGUCUGGGAGGCGGAUCCGUUGGAGGCCCCUUCGGAGGUGGAGCUGGCGGUCAUUCUGGCGGAGGAGUUAUUUCCGGCGGAGGUGGAGAUAUCUUUGGAGGAGGCGGCUCUAUUGGAGGCGGUCAUUCCGGAGGAGGCGGUCCUAUUGGAGGCGGACAUUCCGGUGGAGGUGGAGGCGGCCAUUCCGGAGGAGGUGGAGGCGGAUUUGGAGGUGAUUCCGGUUUCGGCGGCGGCGGCAGCUCUGCAUCAUCUUCUGCUGGUGCUAUUGGAGGCGGUCACGGAUCUGGAAGCCCAGGAGGUGGUUUCGGAGGUGGAGGAGGUCCCGGCUUUGGACCCGGUGGAGGAAUUGGAGGAGGAGGACACUCUGGAGGAAUCGGUGGUGGAGGAAUUGGAGGAGGUGGAAUCGGAGGAGGUGGAAUCGGCGGAGGUGGGUACUCUGGCGGUGGAGGACAUUCAGGAGGAGGCGGACACAUUGGAGGAGGUCCUGGAUUUGGUCCAGGACCAGGUUUUGGAGGUUCCUCACUUGGAGGUGGCGGACACAAGCAUAAGCACGGUGGCCAUGGAGGUGCAGGCGGAUAUGGAGGCGGCGGCGGAGGCGGAUUUGGAGGCGGCGGCGGCGGUGGCUACGGAGGUAAACCUGGCGGUAGUGGUGGCUACGGAGGUGGUCCAGGCGGCGGCGGUGGCUACGGAGGCAGUGGUGGCGGUGGCUACGGAGGCAGUGGUGGCGGUGGCUACGGAGGUGGUGCCUCUUCGAGCGCCUCUGCUUCGGCUAGUGCCGGUGCCAGUGCCGGUGGUGGUGGUGGCUACCACGGCUAUAGAAAUUUGAAAAUGAAGACCCUGAUCGUUCUCGCCCUGUUGGUGGCCGCCGCUUCGGCUCUGCCACAGUUUGGAUUCGGAGGUCCCGGAUUUGGAGGUCCUGGAUAUGGAGGACCCGGAUUUGGAGGACCCGGAUUUGGAGGACCCGGAUUUGGAGGACCAGGAUUUGGAAGACCCGGAUUUGGUGGUGGCGGCUUUGGUGGUCCUUAUGGCGGUAAUCCUUAUGGUGGAUUCGGUGGUAAUCCCUAUGGUGGAUUUGGCGGUGGUCCCUACGGCGGUGGAUUUGGAGGUGGUGGCAGACGUCAUCAUGGCGGUCGCGGUGGUGGCGGUGGUGCUGCCUCAGCUUCUUCAUCAUCUUCUGCCUCUGCAGCAGGUGGCGGUGCUGCCUCAGCCUCAUCCUCUGCGUCCGCCUCGGCCGCUGGCGGUGGCGAAUCGAAUCUCUUUCCCGACGUGGAACUGAAUAAAAGCCGGGACCAGCGGUGCAUUGGCCAAGUUUGUGGAUCACUUUCGAGGAGGCAACAGCUCAACAUGAAACUGUUUAUUGCAAUUUCCGUUUUGGUGGCUGCGGCAUCGGCCCUGCCACAAUUUGGCGGUGGUAAUGCCAACGCUAAUGCCAAUGCCAAUGCUAAUGCUCAAGGCGGCGAUUUGGCGGGAGGUCGUCCUGGCGGAUUUGGAGGUGGUCCUGGUUUUGGCGGUGGCGGCUUUGGAGGUGGUCCUGGUUUUGGCGGUGGCGGCUUUGGAGGUCGUCCUGGAUUUGGCGGUGGCGGCUUUGGAGGUGGUCCUGGAUUUGGCGGUGGCGGCUUUGGAGGUGGUCCUGGAUUUGGCGGUGGCGGCUUUGGAGGUCGCCCUGGAGGUGGAUUUGGAGGUGGAGGCCGUCCAGGUUUCGGCGGUGGCGGCGGCGGCGGCUCGGCUUCUGCCUCAGCUUCUUCUUCUGCUUCAGCUGGUGGCGGCGGACGUGGAGGCGGCGGCUCAGCAUCGGCUUCUUCCUCUUCAUCAGCUUCGGCGGGCGGUGCCAACUCAUUCCGCGGCUAAGCCAGGCCAAAAGAAUACUUUGAAUUAAGCGUUAAGAAAUGACUGUGAAUAAAUCAAUAAUAAAUUAAAGACAAAACACUUAA
This is a messenger RNA of Drosophila eugracilis, 2240 nucleotides long. RefSeq names its product glycine-rich cell wall structural protein 1. The record is from RefSeq and is a predicted model, not a curated record. NCBI's taxonomy places the organism in Eukaryota, Metazoa, Arthropoda, Insecta, Diptera, Drosophilidae.